Molecule: messenger RNA, 4110 nt
Organism: Ailuropoda melanoleuca (giant panda)
Lineage: Eukaryota; Metazoa; Chordata; Mammalia; Carnivora; Ursidae
Product: dipeptidyl peptidase 9
Exons: 15
Coding region: 257-1894 (545 amino acids)
Biological process (GO): proteolysis
Molecular function (GO): dipeptidyl-peptidase activity; serine-type peptidase activity
Source: RefSeq, a predicted model, not a curated record
CAAAGGGGCCCGAGCCGCCGGCUCCCCCGUGUCCGCCGCCGCUGCUGUCCCCCGCGCCCGCCACUUCCGGGGCCGCAGUCCCGGGCAUGGAGCCUCUAGCGUGAGGCCCCUUUGGCCCCGGGACGCCCUGCCCAGCCCGGCCGCCACUCCGCGCCGGCCCGGAGCCCGGUCUGUGUCCCACAGCUGCAGCCGGAAUGGAGGCUUUCUGGACCCUCUAGAAGGCUCCCCCACUGUCUUGAGGUCAGCCGAGUGGUUAAUGCGGAAGGUUAAGAAGCUCCGCCUGGACCACGAGAACACAGAAGGUUGGAGAAGUUUCUCGCUGAAUUCUGAGGGGACAGAGAGGAUGGCCACCGGGGUGCCAGUGUCCGACCGGGGCGAUGCGGUCGAGAUGGAGGACCCGGCAUCCCGCUUCCAGGUGCAGAAGCACUCGUGGGAUGGGCUCCGGAACAUCAUCCAUGGCAGCCGCAAGAACUCGGGCCUGAUCGUCAAUAAGGCUCCGCACGACUUCCAGUUCGUGCAGAAGGCGGAUGAGUCGAGCCCCCACUCCCACCGUCUCUACUACCUAGGGAUGCCUUAUGGCAGCCGCGAGAACUCCCUCCUCUACUCGGAGAUUCCCAGGAAGGUUCGGAAAGAGGCCCUGCUGCUCCUGUCCUGGAAGCAGAUGCUGGAUCAUUUCCAGGCCACACCCCACCACGGGGUCUACUCUCGGGAGGAGGAGCUCCUUCGGGAGCGGAAGCGCUUGGGGGUCUUUGGCAUCACCUCCUACGACUUCCACAGCGAGAGCGGCCUCUUCCUCUUCCAGGCCAGCAACAGCCUCUUCCACUGUCGGGACGGGGGCAAGAACGGCUUCAUGGUGUCCCCCAUGAAGCCCCUGGAAAUCAAGACCCAGUGCACUGGGCCCCGGAUGGACCCCAAGAUCUGCCCUGCCGACCCCACCUUCUUCUCCUUCAUCAACAGCAAUGACCUGUGGGUGGCCAACAUUGAGACAGGCGAGGAGCGGCGGCUGACCUUCUGCCACAGAGGCUCACCCAGCGUCCUCGAUGACCCCAGGUCUGCAGGCGUGGCCACCUUCGUCAUCCAGGAAGAAUUUGACCGCUUCACUGGCUACUGGUGGUGCCCUGCGGCCUCCUGGGAGGGUUCAGAAGGCUGCAAGACGCUCCGGAUCCUGUAUGAGGAAGUCGAUGAGUCUGAGGUGGAGAUCAUCCACGUGCCCUCUCCUGCGCUAGAAGAAAGGAAGACAGACUCCUACCGGUACCCCAGGACAGGCAGCAAGAAUCCCAAGAUCGCCUUGAAGCUGGCCGAGUUUCAGACUGAUAGUCAGGGCAAGAUCGUGGUGACGCAGGAGAAGGAGCUGGUGCAGCCCUUCAGCGCGCUCUUCCCCAAGGUGGAGUACAUCGCCAGGGCCGGGUGGACCCGGGACGGCAAGUACGCCUGGGCUAUGUUCCUGGAUCGGCCCCAGCAGCGGCUCCAGCUCGUCCUGCUCCCUCCAGCCCUGUUCAUCCCCACCACCGAGAAUGAGGAGGAGCGGAUGGCCUUCGCCAGAGCAGUGCCUGGGAACGUCCAGCCGCACGUCGUGUAUGAGGAGGUCACCGAUGUGUGGAUCAACGUUCAUGACAUCUUCUAUCCCUUCCCCCAGUCAGAGGGAGAGGAUGAGCUCUGCUUCAUCCGUGCCAACGAGUGCAAGACUGGCUUCUGCCACUUGUACAAAGUCACCGCCAUCUUAAAGCCCAGUGGCUACGACUGGAGUGAGCCUCUCAGCCCUGGGGAAGAUGAAUUUAAAUGCCCCAUCAAGGAGGAGAUCGCGCUGACUAGCGGUGAAUGGGAGGUUUUGGCAAGGCACGGCUCCAAGGGUCCGGUUCUACAAAGUUCCAAAUUUUAUGGAGAGAGCUCUUAAUCAGACUUCCUGGAUCCCUACCUCAAACCAGCAUAAAUGUCUCCUGGACCAAAAACAGACAUUAGAGAUGUUAGCACGUGUGCGUGCAUCACAGAGCUGUUCAUGCAGUGGGAAAUAGUGGUCAAAACACACUUGAGUGAGCCCACGAGGAGUGACCUUGGUAGGUCCAGUUGGCACAGAUACGAAUGUUGAUAGCGUAACCAGCCUGACGGAAUGCCUUGUCACUGACUUGGAAAGAUGUUCCUGUGAGUUGUUGGAACAGAAGCAAGGUGUAAGAUUUUACAUUCACCUCCUGUUUGUGAGGCCAGUCAGAGGGUCGGGUACUAAAAGGUUAAAGUUUGCCUCUUCGUUUGCUCUGCUGUGGUUGAUUCUUGCUAAGAGGUGCCCCUGGGCUCCCAGCCUAGCCCUGCCCCUCAAUAGCUGGGUGCUCACGCUCCUGUUCCCCAUCUGUAAAACGCGACCGUCAGGGAGCUCUGAUCUGCUCCUCUCUACGGCAGGGUCUCUUCCCCUCAGCACUGCCCAUAUCAGGGCGCCCUGGGCACUGUGGGGCAUCAGCAGCCUCCUCAGCCCCACCCACCCCAGGUGUGACAACCACAGAUGUCCCCAGGGGGGCGAGGGGGCAGGACCGCCCUGAUGAGGACUCUGCUAAGUCACCCGGAGCCCCCAGCAUAGCGUCUGGAGUACCUGCCAGCCAGAAUUCUCCCUUUUCUCCACCGCUGUGGGCCUUGUGGCGCUUGCACGCCUGGGUUUUUACCCAGAUGUUAAAAAGCUACAGCAACAUUUUAUUUCAUUUUAUUUUUAUUUUUAUUCUUAACUGAAAUCUCAUUGACAGCGCAGCAGCACGUUAAAAGUUACGAAGGAAAAGACUGACCUCUCACAUCCCCUCUGGAGGCUGUAUGUGCCUUUUUUGGGGACCCCGGGGGUCCAGGAGCCUGGGGGGGCGGCUCCUUCCGUGUGUGCAUCUUCUCACGUGGUCCUGGUGACAAGACUAGCAAGGGACUGCUUGUGGCUGGGGGUUUUCCAGCGACAUUCUCUGUUUCUAGAAAACCUGCAUUUAUUUUAAAAGAAUGGCAACAAAGGAUACAUCACACUGAACCGUUCUAAGUAACCCCACAUUAGGGAUCCCCUCACUCCUCACCCCACCGGGCUCCUGAAGCCUCAUCCCCUCGGAAGUGGCCGACUGCACGAAAAGCCCAGCAGAGCAUUUCUGUGCGCACAUCGGUAUAGGACUUUGGGGUUUUUGUUUUGUUCUCUAAAGAUUGAUUUAUUUACUUAAGUCAUUUCUGCACCCAGCAUGGGGCUCGAACCCACAACCCCAAGAUCAAGAGUUGCGUGCUCCUCCAGCUGAGCCAGCAGGCACCCCUCCUCGGGACAUUAUUUUAGGGGAUUUGGAGGGGCUGGUUUUGUUUUUUUUUUUUUAAAUAUGGCUUUAUGUGGCCGCAGAGAAGUGUGCCCUCAUUUUGAAACCGAUCUUUUUGGACAUUCAAGCCAUCGCCUUUUUUUAAAUAUUAAGAACACAGCGUGUUUGUCCUACUUGAAGUCAGCCCUCGAGCGAAGCCCUCAGGAGCAGUUCCCUGGAGCUUAAUGCUGCAUCAGAGAACACGCUUUCUUUAAGUGUUUUACCUCCACGUUGCCAUUUUGGCCCCAGACAGUGGCUCUUCUGACCCCCCAGAGCAGGGUUCCUUCCUGUUCUUCCUGAGGUCUCAUCACCUAAACAUCACACGGGUCUGAUGGGGUUCACCCAGGAAGCAGGUGCCGCCUCUUAGCCCUGAGGACCUGGGUCAGAGGGGUGGGCUGACCCCUUGGGGACCAGGGCUGGGGGCUGAUGGGCCCUUGGGCACAGGCCAGCCCCUCCCUCAGCCUCUGUCCCGGGCACUGUGCCCUCUGCUCCGCACUCACAGCUCUGGGCAUGCCCAGAAGGGGCUGUCUGGGGUUGGCGUUCUGAUUUCAAGUCCUACUAGGGGACAUGCGGUGAGCUCAGCUAGAUCAGACCCCCCACCAGGUCUGAGAGGCGCUUCUCUCCCAGCUAGCUCUCCUCCAGCUGGCGGGCUAAAGCCAGCCGGGGAGGGAACAAAUGUCCUGGCCACAGAACUCUGGGCGUUCCCUGUGGGGGUGAGGAGAAGGGCCUAGGUCCCUCUGCUGGACGUCAGCGCCGUCCCCCAGCCACCAUGGGAGCAAAGGCAUGGGAAGUCGAAGGCCCGGCCUGGGGCUGCUUC